Messenger RNA from Mesoplodon densirostris (Blainville's beaked whale), 1221 nucleotides. RefSeq names its product SLX9 ribosome biogenesis factor (gene SLX9). NCBI's taxonomy places the organism in Eukaryota, Metazoa, Chordata, Mammalia, Artiodactyla, Ziphiidae. The record is from RefSeq and is a predicted model, not a curated record. Gene Ontology annotation, cellular component: 90S preribosome; preribosome, small subunit precursor; nucleolus. Bases 104 to 844 code for a protein of 246 amino acids. The transcript is spliced from 6 exons. Gene Ontology annotation, biological process: maturation of SSU-rRNA from tricistronic rRNA transcript (SSU-rRNA, 5.8S rRNA, LSU-rRNA).
GCUCUUGUUUCCGCCGGGCCGCCAGAGCGAAGGACCAGCUUCCGGCAGCCUGUGCCGCGUGUGCUGUUCGGCUUCCGGCCGGUUGUGGGUCUCCGCCGCUGACAUGGGGAAAGUGAGGGGCCUGCGGUCCCGGGUGCACAAGGCUGCCGUGAGGCCCACGGGGGAGGCCGCGCCCGGCCCCGCGCCCCCUGCCCGGGAGGCGGCCUCUCUGCAGGCCUCGGCUGGCGGAAUCGGGGGGAAGGAGUGGGCUUUCAUGAAUGCCAGUGUGUUUGCCGGGACCACGAUAGACCCCAGCGCCUUGGUGCAGAAGCUGGACGUGGACGCAAGGAGCAGCGCCUCCGUCAGGAGAGGUGCCAAGGCCAAGGCUGUUUUGCCCAAGAAGGAGAAGCUGAAGCUGAGGCGCGAGAGGUGGCUGCAGAAGAUCGAAGCCACAAGGCUGGCGGAGCAGAAUCGCAAGGCGGAGCGGAGGCGCAGGGCCACAGUGGUGGUAGGGGACCUGCAGCCUCUGAGGGACGCCCUGCCCGAGCUGCUGGAGCUGGAGACAGGUGGCCGGCGCAGGGCGGCCAUCGGGCCCCGGGCAGCCCAGCUGAGCCGGAUGAGUGCGGCGCAGAGGUUCCAGCUCCUGCUCGGUGUUCGCUGCUGUCCACUGGGAGAAAGGGUGCCGUCCAGCCUGGAGCCUAGAGGAGCCGAGAGGCAUCACCGGGUUUCAAAGUCCUUCCGCUCAGAAGGGAGCUGUCAUCGGGAGGCCAGAUCCUGCCUGACUCACCCUCCUUGCUGUUACUCUGAUGCAACUUUACCCAAGGUCAGGUUUAGGAGUUCUGGGUCGGUAUCAGCUACUACAUGAAAAAGGGGUUCUUUGGCCAAAAUUGUUUGGGGGACACAGAGCCAGGCAAGUUUGAACACAGGCCCUACAGCAGGACUUAUCAGUGCCUUUAACGGGCUAAUGUGAACGCUGACCCUCUGGGGAUGGGGUGGGGGGCAGCAGGAUUCUCAAACUAAUUGGUGUUUUAAUUUUCAUGGAAAUUCUCACAGGGUCAGUGUCUGAGGAACAUAUUUUGAGAAUGCUGCUUCAGAACAGCCAACAACAGAAAAUAUAGGGCAGAGAUUUUUAAAAAACGAAACCUUAACUCUUCCUCACUUUCUUCUUAUUGUUUAACAUCUGAGAAGGACCUUCUCAGUCCAUCCUCCCGCCUCACCUGGCUCUCACCUGGCCUCUGGGCA